CAGCGCGCGCGCAUUCACGCACACUUCUGCGUGGCGGUGGUCGUCGCUUUUGUUAUUUUUUCAAUCCCUGCCAGCCACUUGCUGCCUUGGCUUGUUCACUGACUUUUUACAAGUGUAUAACUUUUGUUUUACAAUAUUUGACUCGAAUUACUUCGUAAACGGUGUCUCAAUGCUGUGAAAAUAUAUAAAUUUACUAGUUACAUCAAGUGAAAUCUGUCAAGUAAAGUCCAGAUGUUAGAAGAGCAAACGGCAACAACCUCGUUUUGUGUCAACAAAAUAUAAACAGUGAUCCGGACGAGUUAUACGAAACAAAAAGCGUAUAGUGAUGAAUUAAACAAUGGUCUAAACUGGAUAUCGGAGAAUGGGCUUCAUUCACUCGCGCCACUGGAUUAUUGGAACUUGAAUUUUGUUGCGACUUCACCCACAUAACGUUUAUGUUUAACCGCCAGCCAUGAUGGGGCCCAGACUGUACAAAGUCGCUGCUUUAAUACUACUCGGAACUUUGAGCAAGGGUCAACUGCCCGAAGAUGACUUCAGGAUAGUCAACAGACAAGAUCUCCUGGCGUCCGACAGCGAUAUGUUCCAAGAUAACAGCACUAAGUCAUUUUCACAACUGCUGUUCGAUGUGGCAAGGGACCAGCUGAUCGUGGGCGCAAGGGAUACGCUAUACCGGCUCUCGUUGCGCGGUCUCCGUCCUUUAGAGCGCGCUGAUUGGCCCGCGCCCGCCAACAAGUCCCACCUGUGCCAAGACAAGGGCCAGACGGAGGACGAUUGCCACAACUACGUCAAAGUGCUGCUCAGCUACGGCCACAAGCUGUUCGCGUGUGGAACUAAUGCGUUCAGCCCUGAGUGCAGCUGGAGAGAGAUCGAGUCAAUAAACACGGUGACAGAAUGGGUGUCCGGCGUGGCGAACUGUCCGUACAACCCACACUCCAACGUGACUACCAUCCUAUCCAGCAGCGGCGAAUUCUAUGCGGCCACUCCUACCGACUUCGCCAGUUCACAGACUUCCAUUUACAGGACGCGCGGCGCCUCGGCCCACAACUCGGGCACGCUCCGCACCCGGGAGUACGACCUGACGUGGCUCAACCAGCCCGAGUUCGUCGGCAGCUUCGAGGACGACUUCUACGUCUACUUCGUGUUCAGAGAGUACGCUGUGGAGUUCAUGAACUGUGGCAAGGCCGUAUAUUCCCGCAUCGCCCGAGUAUGCAAGAACGACAGCGGCAGUCAGCUCCGACGCGACAACUGGAGCACGUUCCUCAAGGCGCGCCUCGCGUGCCCCGUGCCCGGCGACGUGCCCUUCCACUACGACGAGGUGCAGGGCGUCGAGUACCUCCCCCAGGAGAAGCUGCUCGUGGCCACAUUCACCACGCCCAGAAACGGUAUAGCCGGCAGUGCUGUAUGCAUAUACAACAUGUCAGACAUUGAUGCUGCAUUUGAAGGCCCAUUCAAGGUUCAAAACACCCCGACAUCUUCCUGGGAACACAGGUCGCCUUCUACUUGGGCAAGGGAGCACUACAGAUGCGUACAGAACCCAAGAAAUCAACAAAGCCUGGAAUACCACAACUACAUGCUAAUGCACUAUCCCAUCCAACCCAUAUCGGACGAGCCCGUGUACCGCGUCACCUCCGACCGCUUCACCCACGUGACUGUCGACAUCGCCCAAUCCAAGAACGUGGGCAAACAGUUGGUGUUGUUCGUGGCGACUCAGGACAGUGAUGUGUUGAAGUUAGCCGUGUUGCCGCGGUAUGAUGGAGCGUGCCUGGUCGAGAGGUGGAGGUUGCGGGACGGGCAGGGGUUCGCGGUGCUGGCUAUGCAGUUUGUUAAGGAUACUAUGUCGCUAUACAUCGGCAACGACAACGGGGUCCUGCGCAUCGGCAGCGAGCGCUGUUCGCGUCACGCCCGUCGCUCGGGCUGCGUGGGCGCGGCCGACCCGCAUUGCGGGUGGGACGACGCUCGAGACACGUGUGUGCGGACGACUACACACCUACAUGACGCGUACUUCGUGCAAAACACCGCUAGCUGCCCAGAGAAAACAGCGCCAGUGGACGGCGGUUGGUCGUCGUGGUCGCAAUGGGAGCCUUGCAUGCAGGACGGAACGUCGCACUCGGUGUAUGGGGACGAGAAACCCGACAUGUGCAUGUGUCGCACGAGAAAAUGCGACAACCCCAAACCGGUGAACGGCGGGCGGACGUGUGAAGGUGCAAGCAUAUCCGUAACGAAUUGCACGGUGCACGGCGGCUGGUCGGCGUGGUCGGGCUGGUCGGAGUGCUCGGCCUCGUGCGGCAUCGCCGUCAAGUCGCGCCGCCGCGCCUGCACCGCGCCCGAGCCCAAGCAUGGCGGCCGCGUGUGCGUCGGGCAGGACACCAACGACCUCUACUGCAACAACCUGCCGCCCUGUCCCGAUCCAGCGCUAGCCCCCGUAGACGGCGGUUGGUCAGCCUGGGGUCCCUGGUCGGCUUGCACAGCCGCCGGCGGGCCGGGCUGCGGGCCUUCAGCCGGCUGGAAGGAGCGCAAGCGCACCUGCUCCAACCCCGAGCCCAAGUACGGCGGCGCCGACUGCGACGGCGGCAAGGCGGACCGCCAGCUCUGCGACAUGCGCCCCUGCGAGAUCAGGAAGGGCACGGCCUGGACGCCCUGGGUGCAGAUACCGGGUAACGCUUCGGAUGGGAGCUACACGGAAAAGAGAUUCAAAUUCUCGUGUAAGGCGCCGUCUCCGGAACAGGUGAAAUUGACGCUGGCCCGCGAGGAAGAGCGCUACUGCGACCCGCGGGGGUCGUGCGUGUCGGCGGACGACGCGGGCUGGGAGCCCUGGAGCGCUUGGGGCUCGUGCUCGGCGCCGUGCGGCGGCGGCCAGCAGGCGCGGCGCCGGCGCUGUCGCCGCCCGCCCUGCGCAGGCGCGCCCGACAUGCUGCGGGCCUGUAACGUUCACGCCUGUUCCGGUGAAUGGUCGUGCUGGUCGGAGUGGAGCCCGUGCACUAGCGGCGACGGCAGCUCGGGCUGCGGCUCGGCCGGGCGGCGCUCGCGCACGCGCACGUGCCGCUCGCGCGAGGGCUGCGCCGACGCGGGCGCCGCGCUCGAGACCCGCGUCUGCGUGCUGCCGUGCGCAGAAUCGGAAGGCAAUUGGAGCGCUUGGGGCGAAUGGAGCGAGUGCGAGAAUAACGAACGGACGCGGCGCCGCAGCUGCGACAGUGGCGCCUGCGCCGGCGCCGUGCUGCAGGUGGCGCUCUGCGACAACGACGACAUGAGCAAUGAACUAUACGCGUUGCCCGCGUACAGCGACAGCGUCGAGAUGGCCUCGUUCGUGAGGGCGGGAGACUCGCUCAGCGUAGGAGGCAUUGUGGGCUGCGUUGUAGCCGCCUUCGUUAUGGGCUGCCUAGUUUGCUUGGCGGGCGUGAUAUACAUCCAAAGACGAGGUACCCGCUUACCGUGGCGACGGUCAACUCGUGUUCCUUCAAGCCCACAUUAUAUUACGGCCAAGCAGAACAGCUAUGUCACAGUACCGCUGAAGGAUGUUCCACGCAAAGCAAAGCGCCAGCCAUCAUUCACGGGCAUCGGCAACCCGAGCGGCAUCCUGCUCUCCAAAAGCAACAACAUCUCCAACGCCAACAACCACAACACCGCGACCACGCCCAAGCUCUACCCCAAGGCCAUCGCCAAUGAAUACGACUCCAUGGGGACGCUGCGGAGGAAUUCCAACCAGCCCAAUAAUAGGAACAACCUUGAAGGUGAGGACAAGUUUUAUUAGCUCAUAGGCUUAACUCGCGGGUCUACCCGCUUAGGUU
Cydia amplana is the source of this 3785-nucleotide messenger RNA. RefSeq names its product semaphorin-5B (gene Sema5c). Gene Ontology annotation, biological process: neural crest cell migration; positive regulation of cell migration; negative regulation of axon extension involved in axon guidance. The record is from RefSeq and is a predicted model, not a curated record. The transcript has 20 exons. Bases 452 to 3748 code for a protein of 1098 amino acids. NCBI's taxonomy places the organism in Eukaryota, Metazoa, Arthropoda, Insecta, Lepidoptera, Tortricidae. Gene Ontology annotation, molecular function: chemorepellent activity; semaphorin receptor binding.